Messenger RNA from Penicillium arizonense, 546 nucleotides. RefSeq lists its product as uncharacterized. The coding region runs from base 1 to 546 and encodes 181 amino acids. The record is from RefSeq and is a predicted model, not a curated record. The transcript has 2 exons. NCBI's taxonomy places the organism in Eukaryota, Fungi, Ascomycota, Eurotiomycetes, Eurotiales, Aspergillaceae.
AUGCGUUCGUUCUUUAUCUUCUCCGUGCUAGCCCUUGCUGCGUCUGUCGUGGCUCAAGAUGUGGAUUCAAGUGAUAUCCCGUCCCAGUGCAAGGACGUCUGCGCCCCUGUUGUCAGCCUAACUUCCACUUGCGACAAGAAGGCCAGUAACGACGAUGCGGCUGAGAUGAAAUGUGUCUGUAACGAUCCCCGCGCAUCGAAGAGUGUUCCAGACUGCGCUGCUUGCCUUGAUACGUAUAGCAAAGACGGCAAGAACAACGAUGCCAAUGAUCUUGUCCGCCAGUGCUCUUUUACCUCGACCACGUAUGAUGCUAUUGCCUCCUCUCCCUCCGCAACAUCCAACUCUACCAGCUCGACUUCUCCUAGUACUGCUUCAGGCAGCGGAAAUAUGUCAUUCACCUCUAUGAGUGGAACUGCGUCUGCCACAGGCAGUUCUACUAGCUCGAAUGCUGCGUCGUCGACUCCGAACUCAGCCGGCAAGUCAACUGAGCUAACAACUGGACUUUUUGGAACAGCUCUUAGCCUCAUGGCUUUUGUUGGACUCUGA